Chlorella variabilis is the source of this 231-nucleotide messenger RNA. RefSeq lists its product as hypothetical. The record is from RefSeq and is a predicted model, not a curated record. The transcript is spliced from 2 exons. The annotation marks the transcript as partial. Lineage: Eukaryota; Viridiplantae; Chlorophyta; Trebouxiophyceae; Chlorellales; Chlorellaceae. Gene Ontology annotation, molecular function: DNA binding. Gene Ontology annotation, cellular component: nucleus.
GGGGAGUGCCAGGCGGACGGGUGCCGCGCAGACCUGAGCGCCCUGCCUCGCUACAACGUGCGCAACCACAUCUGCCUGGAGCACAAGGCGGCAGAGGCCUUCCUCAAGCAGGGCGCCGAGGUGCGCUUCUGCCAGCGCUGCGGUGUGGCACACCCGCUGGGCGAGUAUGACGGACUGAAGAGGAGCUGCAGGCGCAUGCUGGCCCUGCACAACAGCCGGCGGCGCAAGAGC